UUUAUUAUUAUAUUUUUUUUGUUUUAUUGUUUUUGUUCUAAUUCUCUUGCUCUCACAGCACGAAUGAGAGAAGCUCCAGCUGAGCCAAAAGCUCAUUCGACCAAGCACAGUGACUGAUGAUGCAUAGCAAUCAGAUUAAAUGUGGAUAUCAACAGCAAGAAUUUUGAUAAUAAAAGUGAAUGCGCCGAUCUAGUAUAAUUAUUUUGAUAUGAACAUGCUGAUAAGAUAUAUACACAAACUGAUUUGUAUGAUAAGCGACUGCUGCCUGCUGCCUUGCUGUCUCUGACUGCAAAUCUGUAUGAAUGGAAACAAGACGCACGCCGUCCGAGCCGUCUUUCAUGUCUAACGAACAUUGCUCUGGGCUAUGCAACAUACAUGCAACAUGAGGAUGGAGUUGGAGAUGGAGUUUGAGUUGCAGUUGGAGUGGGAGAGUGGCAGCGCCCAAUUGAUCCCCCGUCCCGGGCCCAGCUAGUGCCAUCAUCUCGUAUAAAAGCUCGGCCAGUGACUGUUUUUGGGUUUAGAACAAAUGCAGCUGCUCACGCAUGCGGACUAACGCGAAAAACUCAUUUAAUACUUUACUUUUUUUUUGAAGUGUUGUGCUCUAUUGUGAUAUCAGUGCUAGCCGGCUCAGGACACUCACACACACACACACACACGCAUACACACAUACACACAGGAUAUUCGAAGAGUGCGCGAGUUUUGUGUAUUUCGAAAACCGAUCGAAAAUGUGGCAAUAUUUUGUGCUCAUCGCCGGCCUGUGCAUUCUGCAGUCUUUACCGACCAGUGGCUUUUGGUGGCCCAAGACGACUACGGAAACACCUCGCACGCAGGUGCUGCAACAGAUCCCGCUCACCUAUUUCCGCACCUACACGUAUCAGCCGCUGACGGGCGGUCCCUUUGGUGUGCCCCUCUUUGGGUUUGGUGCGGCACAGACGCCGUUGCUCUCUGGCCGCCCUUACGAUCCGUAUGCGGUUACCAGCUAUGCGGCAGCACGGCGACACGAUGUUGCUGCUCCAGCUACAGGCUACAAGCCGGACGUGACGCCACCCAGUCUGGCGAUUAGUACAACAACGCCAGUGCCGAGCACAACAACUACAACGACGACAACAACACCGGCACCAACAACAACCACAACAACGACAACAACAUCAACGAGUCCACCACCGCCGAGCAGCAGCACAGAAUCAGGAACAGUCGCAUCAUCGCUGCGCUUUGGCGAAUACAAUUCAGAAUAUCCGACAUAUACUCGCCGUGUCAACAACUUCUACAAUGCUCGGCCACAGUAUCCUUAUCCGGACUACUUCAACUACCAGCAGCCAAACACGCUGUCGGAGAAAAGCGGAUCGCGCAUUCAGUUCGUUCCCUGCAUGUGUCCCGUCAGCAUGCCCAGCAUGUCAGCCAUGUCUGGACUGGGGAUGAGCAGUGCCACCAGCACGGACCGCGACAGGCCAGUGAGCAUCUCCAUUAGCAGCAGCCAGCCUGUCGUUGGGGUGAAGGGAGACGUGCCGUCCUUGCAGGCGCGCCACAUUGAUAGCGAGGAAGCUGACCUGGACGAGAUGGAUGACGAGGAUGAGGAGGAUCAAGCAGCAGCAGCCGAUGCCUCCUCAUCAGCUGAAGCGGACGAUGUUGCCGUUGUGACAAAGCUCACCCUCGAGCCGCAAUACACCACACCCGCCGUUGAGUCCAACAGUGUCGUCUAGUUGCGCCCCGAUCGCGCCCCAACAUAGUAUUAACUACGUCUAGACUGAUUUGUGCUGCUCCCAUGAAGAGAAGGAGACCCAGUUCCGACGACAGUUUGGCAUUUCCCCCUCUUUUUUUUUUUAUUUGCCCAAAGUA
Drosophila grimshawi is the source of this 1836-nucleotide messenger RNA. Its product is annotated as cell wall protein DAN4. Lineage: Eukaryota; Metazoa; Arthropoda; Insecta; Diptera; Drosophilidae. The transcript is spliced from 4 exons. The record is from RefSeq and is a predicted model, not a curated record. Bases 726 to 1700 code for a protein of 324 amino acids.